Molecule: messenger RNA, 7726 nt
Organism: Culex quinquefasciatus (southern house mosquito)
Lineage: Eukaryota; Metazoa; Arthropoda; Insecta; Diptera; Culicidae
Biological process (GO): intracellular signal transduction; regulation of G protein-coupled receptor signaling pathway; G protein-coupled receptor signaling pathway
Source: RefSeq, a predicted model, not a curated record
CGUGGCCACCCCAACUCUAGCUCGACGACUCUGUUGAUUUCUUCCAGCCCAGUCGGUCCCCAGUCAAUCCGAGACUUUCACUGCGCGAUGAGUUUCCCCGGUCCGUCGGCGAGCGUCGGUUGCGGUUGGUUGUCAAGUGCUGUUUGAGAGCAAGUGAGAAGGUGUGAGUGAGUGCGUGAGGUGGUGAGGGCCCUCCCCUCUCCUCGGCCUCCCCAGUGCAAAAGUGGUGCUACGAUCAACGGAUCGGAAGUAGCUAGCUGGGACUCGAAGGAAUACCACCCCCCGCGUGAAGGAGAAUCCCUGCUGCGAUUUUCUGGUUCAGCCCGCCGUGGAUGGUGUAAGCAUCGAUCGUCGGUACGACGAGCCAUCCCAUGAGAAGCGAUUGAAUUAGUUGAUAGAUGUGGGGGUGACAUCGAGAUGGGCCAGGGGCUCGAACCGUUAACCGCAGAUCUUUGUCUGUCCUCCCGGUCGCAGCCCCCCCAGCUUCCGUCUCGUGCUGAUUUCUUCGAGCAAUCGAAGAAGAGGAACGUGUCCGGAGCAUCACCAGUUACAACUACCAGCGAGGCAGCAGCACAACUACAACCACUUCUUCUAGCCCGACGACGGAAACCACUUCCGGCGGGGCAGCAGCAGCGGCAGCGGUCAACGAGGUGGCAUCAACCGGCCACCUUGACAGCUUCCGGCCGGCGGAUCGGUACACGUGUCACCGUGUCAACGAGACCCACCGGGACGACGACUACGACCUGUCAGCGGAGGUGGUGGUGGCCACAGCAAGGACAGCAGGGCGACACCCGGUCUACUCUAUCUUCAAUGCUACCAGAUUUCCCUUCUAAUGCAAACACGAUGGAGUUCGGCUAGAUCCCCACGCUCUCUCUCAAUCUCUCUCAAAUGUGUCUGCAACAACAGCCUACAUCAACAACAUAGUGUCUCUCCCGAGAACACUACAAAACAACAACAACCGUAAAUCAACAACAUCACUACUACUGGCAGCACAACAACAACAACAGCAACAACACUUUCAAAUAAACCGUCUGCCCUCCGGCGGCCAUGGAACCGCCUGGUGUCCUCUCACAACAACAACAACAGUCUCCGUCAACAGCAGUUCAGGCACGUGGUGAUGGGGAACGAUUCCUGCCGCAGCAGCACAGUCUACAACAGUUCAGCAACCCGCGGUCGCCGCCUCCUACGACCGUAACGUCAACGAUGGCUGCAGCUUCGGUGCAGCAGAUUCCGGCGGCGGCGGCGACGUCGCAGCAGCCGCACCACAACCGGCUCCAGCUGAGCACGUCCCUGUCGGCGUCGCACUCGGCCGGAAGUCACCAGUCGCUCCUGACGACGAGCCCCUCGGCCAACAAUCAGCUCGGCGGUGGUGGUGGUGGUGGUGGUGGAAAUGUCCAGACCGGGAUCGAGCGGCUGUCGCGGCCGAUGGCAUUCGAUAAGAUGGAGGGGCUGGUGCGCGAGAUGCAGGAUCCGGAGGCGGGCGUUCCCGUGCGCAGUCAGAAGCUUUUUCUCACCUCGAUUCCUUCCGCUUUCAUGGGUUACGACCUGAUCGAGUGGCUGAUGGAGCGGCUCGGCAUCGAGGAGUCCGAAGCGCUGAACAUCAGCAACCAGCUGUGCAUGCACGGGUACUUUUUCCCCGUGUCGGACACCAAGACGCUGGUCGUGAAGGACGACUCGUCGCUGUACCGCUUCCAGACGCCGUACUACUGGCCCUGGCAGCAGAAGGCGCCGGACCAGAUCGAGUACGCGAUCUACCUGGCGAAGCGCUCCCUCCGGAACAAGCAGCGCCACGGGCUGGAGGACUACGAGGCGGAAGCGCUGGCCAGUUUGCACAAGAACCUGAAGGGCAAGUGGGACUUUAUCACGAUGCAGGCGGAGGAGCAGGUCCGGCUGGCGAAGGAGCAAAAGGGCGACAAGAUCGUGGGAGAUUCGCAGGAGCGAGCCUACUGGCGCGUUCACCGGCCCCCGGGUCAGUUCACCCCGCUGGAGUCGUGCCCGAUUCCGUCGCGCGAUCGCCAAGGCAAACCCCGCAAGCGCACCGUCGAGGACUGGCAGCGCGAGGUGGAAAUCCUGAAGGCGUCCCUCGGCCGGAACCGGGUCAAGAUGUCGCAGGCAUGCGAGUGCAACGUCGCCUACUACGAAACGUUCAGCGAGUACGACCCGAUGAUGAACCCACCGCUGCCGUCGAACCCGUGGGUCACCGAAGACGUCAGCUUCUGGCAGAUGAACGGUCCGGUGGUGGAGGUUCCGACGGAGAAGCGCGUCAAGCGGUGGGGCAUCUCGAUCGAGGAGGUGGUGUCGGACCCGACCGGGCUGCAGGAGUUUACCGCGUAUCUGAAGAAGGAGUACUCGCACGAAAACAUCCGGUUCUGGAUGGCGGUGAACGAUCUGCGGCGGUCGUCGCAUUCGCAGAUCUUCCGGAAGGUCAAGGAGAUUUACGAGGAAUUCCUCGAGCCGGGCGCCCCCUGCGAGAUCAACAUCGACGGCAAAACAAUGGAGAAGGUGCAGCAGGGCCUCAAGAACCCGUCCCGGUUCGCGUUCGACCUCGCCGCCGAGCACAUCUACAUGCUGCUGCUGAAGAAGGACUGCUACCCGCGGUUCGUCCGGUCCGAGCACUACAAAACGCUGAUGGCGAACGCGAUCCAGCCGUCGCACAAGAAGCGCUUCUUCGGCUUCGGCGGCGGUGCCAAGAAGAAGGGCUCGACGGCGACCGCACCCAACCCGUCGCUGUUGACGCAGCCCUCCGGUCCGACCUCCGGCAACAUCAACAGUCUGUCCAAGCGACGCGGCAGCGAUCGCAGCUUGUCCGGAUCGGCCCACGAGCUGGCCGUGUGCGGGGUCAAGGACGCUACCAAAGUGCCACACUCUCAUAGCCAAAGCAAUCUCAGCGACAUCCCGUACAGGGAAGUCACCGGCAAGACGCUGAGCACGACGCUCGAGGUGACGCUGGAGUCCGCAGGAGGCAGCAGCGCGGUUUGUCCCUGGGACAGCCCGACGGCGACGGCGGCGAAGCCACCCGAGAAGGAGUCCACCGUGUCGGUGUCCGUGUGCCCGUGGGACGACGGAGACGUCAAGCUGCCGUCGGAAAGCAAACCGAAAGCACCGGCGUCCGACAUCAGUGAGGUGUCAGAGCGCAUGAAGCGGUCCUGCGGCCUGCGCCAGAACACCCUGGACGGCGACUUCCACAGCACCAAGCGGCUCGCUCCGGUGGUGACCGAACAGCGGCGAGCGUCCAUGACGAUGGCUCCCAGACUCUCCGACCUGCAAUUCUCCCUGCGCGCCAACUCGGGCGGCGAGUCGCCGCCGGGACCGCCGGUCCUGCAGCAGCAGCGUUCGUUCGACCAUCCGCGGAACGUUUCCCAGAGCUCGCUGUCGACGAGCUUCGAGGAGCGGGAGGAUUCGAGCGCGACGCCCACCGCCUCGGACGAGAAUCUGGCACGGCAGAAGAAGGAAAGCAUCUCCGAGCUGGAGGAACCAGCGGAAGAGCAGGCGGCGGCAGUCGGUGCUAGGGCUAGUGAUGUUGGGGAAACUACGAGAACCGAUGUAGAAAUGAACACAAACAUUACACGUGCAAGUGAGCAGUGCACGUGCGCAGUGGCCACGCAAACCAGAACAAACAUUACACCAGUGGGUGGUGAUGGUGGUGGUGAAGUGGUGAACAAGUCCCGGGCGGUGACGCCGGGAAGUGAGGGUCAGGGAUUGUGCGUCGAAGCUGGAGCUCAACGAAGGGGAAGUGUCUGCGAGCAGCAGCCGCAGCAGCCUCCUACGAUUAGUGUUUGCUUUGCCAAUUCGGAAGCCGAAGAGGAAGAUCGCCGGAGGAGGCGAUCGCUGGGGAACACCGGGGACCGCUCGCUCGAUGAGGAUCACGGGGAAGCGGAAGAGGUGUACUUCACCAGUGAGGAAGCGGACGACGAUGCCGGAAGCAUGGGAUACACGCGACUUCCGGAUCCGCCGGCACCGCAAGACAUGUCUCCCCUGGCGGAGGACGACAACUUCUCGGAGUCCUUCUCCCAGCCGAACCAGUCCUCGCUGGAACAGGUCGAGUACGACAUCAUGAUGGACGGUGACAACCUGGCGCCCGGGUGCGUCGCUCCGGCUCCAACUCCAGCCCCGUCCAUCGCUCCGCUUGCGGAAGUCGAGAUGGACCCCGGGGACGAUGAGCAGGAAACGACGGCAUCGGAUCAUACGGAAACCGCCGUGACGGUGCACGUGACGACCCGCGAACGCCAGGAACAGGAACCGGAAGCAUCCGCCGGCGCAACGGUGGUCAUCAUCGAGGACCAGGUCAAGCGCCGGAAGCGGAAGGAGCGCAAAGAACGCGGGGAAAAGGAGGCGGUGCAGCAACAGCGAAGCGAAGAGGAGAACAGCGAGAAGAAGGGCAACGCCGUGUGCCCCUGGGAUGACGAAGAUGAAUCGGCAGCGGACGAAGCUCCGUACGUCAAGACGUACUCCACGCUUGGUUAUCUGUAAACGACGUAAAUUUUACACAACAUUUCGUGUUUGGUGCGAGCGCUCAACAGUUUGCGGCAGCAGCAGCAGUAGGCUUUGGAAAGAUGGUUCAAAACAAAGAUGAGAAGUUCGCUGCGCAACGCGACGCACGUCGCGUUGACAGCUGUCAAAAGUGACAGUUUUAGUGCGGGAUUGAGAAAUGUUGAAAGUAAGAGAAAAUGCGAUUAAAUUUCCGCCGGGAUUACGCUCCAUGCCCUAGGACUAAUCGUGGGGUGAAAUUUAUCUAUAAACAAAGCACACGCAAUGACAGUUCUCUGGAAGCGAAAACAAAAACAGAACAGUUGGCCGUGAGAUCGGAAGGGAUCAGAAAGAGAGCGGUCCAGAAGCGACGUUGACGCAUCCAAGAGCCCCGAAUCUUGUAACAACAACAACAGAAAUCAAAAUGCGUCAACCUUUUUGAACAACAUAACCUUCAACGACCAUUCGCUCUUUCCGACCUUUUCCUCUAGUUUAGUUAAGAAAUUUGAGAAGAAAUGGGUAGAUUUUCAUCUGAGUUUUCAAUGCACAUGAUUAUUUCGAUACCUCAAAAUGUGUACUUUGACAACAAAAACAAAAUGGUGACAAUGUAAACAAGUGCGCAUUUGACAGCUAGCAUGGUGGAACAAAAUAUAAACAUUAAUUUGGAAAGGGUAUACUCUCCCUUUCGUAAACAUAAGAUUAAUCAAAACAAAGCACAUAAUAAAGUAAUCAUCAUAUAGCCGAAAAUGUCACUAAAUAGUUACUGGGAAGUACUGAAUGUUAGCACGUAAGCGACUUUAUUGGCUAGAAUGCAACGUGACGUGGUUUUCUUGAGUGCAUCGACAACUUGGGGAAAAUACAAACAAAGAAAACACGAUUUGUCUUGCGAGGCAAACCUAAAAUUAAACGCAAAAGUCAGGAAAUAAAGUAAACUGUUCCUGUAAAAGUACUUGGAACGUAAAUUUUACAUCAUACACACGUAAAAAAAACGCGUACAUUCUACGCACUUCUAUCGUAUCGCAUUUUUUGGGGGUAAAACUAUAUAUAUGAAAGUAUCGACGUACAAGUAUUCGUAACCACUUUAUUGGAACAGAACAUAACCUAGCGGUAAACAGUGAAUGGUAAUAUAAAGUCUAAGUAUUGCUUCUGUUCUAGGUUAAGAAGUACUAAAAUUCAUUCAUGUCAUAAUAUAUUGAAGUAACACACACUAACAAAAUAGCUGCAUACUAGCAACACUGGAAAGCAUAACAAACAUCUACACACACUCACAAAGCGUCACGUCAAAACAAGAUGCUCGAAAACUUGGUGAAAAUUUUCUAGGUGAAUGCAACCAAAGCAAGAAACGUCAAAGUGUAAGUGAUUAGUGAUUUGAGGAGAACUGUCAUCGCGAAAUGCUUAGAAAUCAAAUGUGACAUUUAAACGGUAUCGUUAGUUGAUAGUUUUGGAAGCUGUCAAAACUGAACAGUCAACCUUGAACUGUCAACGUAUCGUUUCAUAACUGUCUAAAAACAAGAGAAAGUUAAAUUGAAAGUGGGGAAUCCCGCGCAAAAGUGUUCACCUUUGACAGCUGUCAAAGUGACGUUCGCCGGUGGACGCGCGUGCGCGCUUCUGGGGAACGAUUUUUGACAGCAACGCGAUGAAGCACGAGGCUCCGAGAAGGUAAAGCGAGCAUGAAACGAGCCGUUAUAUUUGAAUGUAUUUGACAAACUUGAUUGUUUAACUGGGCGGAGUUUAGAGAAGAGGCAAAGAUGUUACAAAACAAAAAUGAGUGAUUUUUACCGUGCAAAGAAGAUGAUGAAGAAGGAGAAAAUUCAAUGCAGAUAGUAUUCAUGUACAUGGUUGUUGUUUUAGCUAUACAACUAUAAAAAGAAGCUAUUCUCUCUCUAUUGAACAAAACAAAAUCUUGCAAAAUUAUUAACAAAUAAAUAAAAAAAAUCUAUAAUCGAAGUAAUUAUGAGAAAGUCAAAACAAACAAAAAAACGUGAUUUGACAAAAUCGAAGAUAAAUCAACAUUAUCAAAAGAACAAAAGCCACCGGUUAGAAAAAAAAUCUCCAAUUAUUUUUGUCCCUCUUACUCUUGGAAAACAAAAAUGAGAAUAUAACAUAAACAUUAACAAUCUUGAAAUUGAAUAACAAACCAGAUAGACGAAAUACCAAUCAAACAGCAUCUUUUAACGGGUAUAAACAAAUAAGUGAAAGAUAAAAUUUGUUGAAAUCUUGGAAAAAUCUGAGUUUUUUUAAAGGUCACACAAAACUGAGUGCGCAUAUCAGCAUUUCUUAUAAACUCAAACUUUUUUUAAAGCAUUUUUCAAACAAAAAGCACAUCUCAAAUGCAGCCAGAAACAAAGUUUUAAAAUGCACCCGUGACAAUUUACCGUCAAAAACAUGAAUCUGGUUGUAAAUAUCACCCUAACCUUUUUUAAGUUAUCUUCUACCAACGCAUAAAUCACCACCCCAACUCAAGAAACACACAUACACAAACAAAAAAAACAAAACAAUGCCGCUUUUCCUAUUAGUGAGAGAAAUCAGCCCAAAAUAGCAAAACAAACAAAAUCGCUAAUGAAUAAUAAGUAUUAGAAAUCAGUACAGAAAUAUAUAUUAAAGAUGAUCUGCAAGGCGAAGAAAAACAAAAUGAUACAACGCGAAAGUUUAUUAAAUUUUAUCGCUAUUAAAAAUGUAGUCUAGUGAGAGAGAAAAAAAGCAAAAAAUUAAAAACCAAAAAAAAACAACUCGUCGGUGAAAUUUAGACAUUUGACUUGAAUAUAUCUAGUGAUUACAGAAACAAAAACCAACUUUAAAGUAAUAUUACUAACAGAAGAAAAGAAACUAGUUGAACAAAACAAAAAAAAAAUGCCAGUUAAUGUGCCGCUGUAUUAGUGGCUAUAUUUUAAAAGAACAAAACAACAACAACAAAAACACAGAUCGGAAGCAAACAAAAAGAACUCGAAAGAACCGGAUUGGAACUCAGAAAAAAGUUAGACAAGUUGGUGUAUUGAUUUGCAAUAGAAGAGACAAAAAAACAACUUUCUCGUUUAGCGUGCAUUGAUUGUAACAGCAAAACCCUCAAAUCGAAAGAACUUCAACCAAAUUCCACUGAAAAAAGGGAAAAAAACCCAUAAAAUCGGAAUCAACCCAAUAGUGAAAUUGAUAUGUUGUAGCAAGAAUCGAAUAACAGUACAAUAAAAAAAACACACUGGAUGAGAAAUGGUAAGAAAGUAAAAACAAGAAGAAAUAAAGAGCGGGAAAAAUGUUAAAACUA